Molecule: messenger RNA, 1997 nt
Organism: Aphis gossypii (cotton aphid)
Lineage: Eukaryota; Metazoa; Arthropoda; Insecta; Hemiptera; Aphididae
Exons: 2
Coding region: 93-1601 (502 amino acids)
Biological process (GO): regulation of transcription by RNA polymerase II
Cellular component (GO): nucleus
Molecular function (GO): double-stranded DNA binding
Source: RefSeq, a predicted model, not a curated record
UAUUUGUCGUCGUUAAUUCGAGUUCAAGUUCGAUUCAUAGUGUGCUGUGCGUUUAAUUGUUUUUAUUUUCACAAAAUUUGUUAGGUAUAACAAUGCCAAAGGAAAAACAAUCGGUGUGUGGUCGUUUAAGAAGUUACGUUAUAGAAUUUGGUCCUGAUACUUUUUCCAUAGUCGGGAAUAAUUUAUUUUGUAAAAUAUGUGAAAUUCGAAUAAGUUCUGAGAAAAAAUUUAAUGUUAGCCAACAUAUUAGUACCGAUAAACACCAAAAAGCUCUCAAAAGACACAAAGAUCAAGAACAGAAAAAAAAACAAACGCUUUUGACCAGUUUGCCGACAAAAUCAACAUUUAAUACUGAUUUAUGCGAAGCUUUAAUGGCGGCAAAUAUUCCUUUAAAUAAACUUAAUAAUAGUAAAUUUCGAGAAUUUUUAGAAAAAUAUACAGGUAAAAAUAUACCAUUUGAAUCCACUCUUCGUAAGGGAUACGUUGAUGAUGUGUAUAAUAAAACUAUUGAGAAUAUUAAAACUGAGAUAGGUGAAAAUAAAAUUUGGGUCUCUAUUGAUGAGACGUGCGAUGUCGAAGGACGUUACAUAGCAAACGUCGUUGUAGGUGUUCUCAAGACUGAUAGUAUUGGCAAUAUAUUUUUACUACACUCGGAACAACUGGAUAGAACUAAUCAUACAACAAUUUGCAAACUAUUUGAAAAGGCAAUGGGAAUCUUAUGGCCUGGAAGUAUCAAUUACGACAAUGUUCUAUUAUUUUUAACAGACGCCGCACCAUACAUGGUAAAGGCCGGAUCUGUUUUAAAAAGUUUUUAUACCAAAAUGGUUCAUGCUACAUGUGUUGCCCACGGGAUUCAUCGUGUAGCCGAGGAAAUUCGAGGACAAUUUAAUGAGGUAGAUAACUUAAUAUCAAAUGUGAAAAAAAUUUUUAGAAAAGCCCCUUCUAGAAUUCAAUUAUUUAAAACUGAAGCACCUGAAAUUAAAUUACCACCAGAACCUAUAAUAACUCGUUGGGGAACAUGGUUGGAUGCCGCAAUAUACUAUUGCGAACAUUAUGAAACGAUUGUUCGCAUUUUAAAUUUAUUAGACGAAAAUGACGCCGUUAGUAUUAAAAAGGCAAAAUUAUGUAUAUCACAACCGAAUUUACAAAGCAACUUGGCUUAUAUCAAAUCCAAUUUUGAAGUAUUAACUGUAGCUAUUAAACAACUACAAACACAAUAUGUUCCAUUAACAGAUUCGCUAAAAGUUAUAGAGGAUAUUGAAUCGAAAUUAUGUAAUUUACAUGGACCAUAUGGAAUUGCCGUUUUGAAAAAACUUGAUAAUGUAUUAAUUAAAAACCAGGGUUUAAAUAGUUUAAAACAAAUAUCUAAAAUAAUCACCGGAGGAGAGUCCAUGAACCUUAGUUCAAUAGCAGAAGAUCUAACAUGUAAUGAUCUAGUAUUUUUCAAGUAUGCUCCCAUUACUUCCGUCGACGUGGAACGUUCAUUUUCGGCAUACAAGUGUAUUUUAGCCGAUAAUAGAAGAGCCUUCCAGUUCGAAAACGUUCGAAAACACCUUAUAGUCCAAUGCAAUCACAAAGAACAUUCAAAACUAAAUUUUUGAAGAUUUUAUUUUUAUUUAUUUUUUUAAAUUUAUUAAUUAAUAAUUAAACUUAAAUGACAUUGUUUUUUUAUUUAUAUGAAUUAAAUCCUUUUUUUAAAUAACUUUUCAAAUGCUUUUUUUUCAUUUUUAUUAAAUUUUUACCUAUAUUAUAUUAUUAUAUAAAUGUGUAUUUUUUUUUUUUUAGAACAUUCAAAACCAAAUUUUUAAUGUUUUUAAAUUUAUUAAUUUAUAAUUAUACUUGAAUUACAAUUUUUUUAUACUUAUAUGAAAUAAAUCCUUUUUUCAAUGACUUUUUAAGUGCUAUUUUUUUUUUGUUUUAGAGAAUAUUUUUAAGUUUAUUGGGUCAUAUAUAAGCGCAUAUUUUAGUGCUUUUUAGUGCUAUAAGUCCCGAACCCU